GACCUGUUUGUCUGUGUGUGUACCUGUGUGUCCUCUACUUUAUGUGUACACAAAACACACAUUGACACACACUCGUACAUACACUUGCACAUGCACACACUAAACAAACAGACGAAGGCGACAAGGGUCUCGGCACUCGUCCUAUGUCAUCCCUUCAUCCCAUUUGCUGCUUUUCCACCUCCGAACUCCCUCCAUUUUUUCUGUUGUCUAUCAAGUCAGAGAUAUCCAGUCGCAUGCCAUUCUGUCUCUCCUGAAAUACACAUGCAGACAUAAUAAAGUCACCACAUGUUUUUUUUUUCAUAUCUGUGUGGGGCCCGAAGGGAUAAUACCACACCCAUGAAGUAAAAGCGCUUGAUGUUGGUGCAGUGUGAAGCAGUUUGUUCAUUAAUUCAGCAGACCUCUAUAAGACACAACAAGGCUCGACUUCUUAUUUCCGGGUGCAUUCAUUUACUCCGAAACACAAAAAUCUGCUUUGUUGAAUGUAAUUUUGUCAUCACUUACACUGAAUUAAGCACACAUUGGACCUACUGGGUAAUGUUUAUGGUCGUGAACCAGUUUGCGCACUUAGUUUACGUUGUUUCAUCCCAUUAAAAUGUUUGCAAUAGGGAGAUUUGAUAUGCUAAUCUCACCUUUUAUUAGAACAAAUAAUUAGUUACAGUCAGCGAUUGUUUUUAAGUUUUUCAGGUUUUCUCUGCUUGACGUUUUUCAUAAAGUAGGCGGCCCUGUUUUUAAACUCUUGCAUAUAUCAAACAAACCAGUCAUACUGGGAAUCAGCAUAGAGAUUUUAACAAUAGACUUAUUUAAGAUUGAACUAGCACAGUCAAACUGUUAUAUCAUCACCCCCAACCCAAACUUAUUUUGAAACGAUUUGAAGUUCAUCUCUGCCCACUGGUUUAUAUUUCACACCUUUCUCCUCUUUCACUGCCUUUUUAUUCCACGGAUGUAAGCUGCCACAUUAUAGAUCCUAUUUAUCGAGUGUUUAAUUUUCAUGUGUCACUCCUUCAUUUUUAUUUUCUCUCCCUCCUACAUCUUGGCUCGUCUACCACCUGAGGGACGAGCUCGCACUUCUCUGGCCUCGUCAUUAUCCAUCUCUCUUUCUCACCCUCGCUCCUUUCACCGUCUCCCUCGCUCUUUCGCUCGCCUCAAAAACUCCCACUGCCCUCCCCCCUUCCCAACCCCUCAGCCACCCAAAAUCAGCUGACACGCCAAAGCGCCACACUCCCAGAUGGCACAGGAACAAACCCAUUAGAGAAUUAAAGGCAGCUUUCUGACUCAUUCACAAAUUCGCUCAGUUGGAGAUUUCCAAGAAGUUAUAUUCUUACAAAACUUUUCCUGUUCUACUGUGAGCAUUUAUAAGUGUAGCAUUUCAAAUAAAGGUCUUGCCCUAAAUAGGUUGCACAAGACUAAAAAAAACACAAUAUUUUCUUAUAAUUAAUAAAGCAGGGAGGGAAAAAUCUAUCUAUUUUAAUAAAAACAUUAAUGGAAGUCUUCAAAAUAGCCUCAAAGAAGUUAUAUUUCAAACCAAACGCAAACAUUUUUUAAUUAUCACAAUGGACUAAAUGAUAAGAUUAUAAAACACAUCCCUCCCUUCCAUCCAUUUCUUGCUUGUACUCCCUCAUUUUUGUCCAUUUUGUGGUUUUCAAAACGUUUUUGCCAUUUCAGGCAUAUCAAAGCAUUACAAGCCAGUUGGAUUUACCGAAAACAAGAUUCUUGUAUAGUAUAUCACUGCAGCUCCUACUUUCUACUUCACAUUUUUCUUGAAUUUCAAGGACAUCGUUGGAAAGCCCAUGAUUUGGCCCUAUGGACAUGUCAGUGGAGAUCUUCUUGUGUUUCUUGUAUUUUCUCUGUCCCAUUUGUCCAUCACCCAGAAAUCAGUGAGACACUGCAGAAAAGGUUGCAAUGUGAUGAAAUAAGGAGACAGAGAAGGAUGCAGGUGGGGAUCGUCAAACAAAACUGACCGACAGCUAGAGACCUACAUCAAUGAAGAUCUAAGGCUAUAUUUUCUCUUCAAAAAUAGUAUCUUUUUAGAUACCAAAAAAAAAAAGAAGCCAAAAGGACAAAUCUCACUGUCAGCUGCUUGCUUCGUUUUUCAGCUCACUAGUGUUGACUCAUAUCAUUUAGUUGUUGUUUUUUCUUUUCUUUUUAUUGUAAGAAGACCAUGCCACCAGAGACUUAAGCCUCAGGAGCAUUAUCCAGGGCUUUUAGAUGCAUUUUUGUAUGUGUAUUUUUUACUAAAAGAAACAGACAUUUGUAGUUUAAUAUUUUAUUUAUUUAUUACUGAUUUUAAUUUAUGAGUUGGGGAAGCAGCUAUUUUCUUGAUUGAUCAUUAGACUCAAAUGAUCUGGAUCAACCUGGAUCUACAGUAAGCCUAAACCUAUCCAGGGUCCAUACAGAAGCUGUUUUUUUACUUUAAUACCAACCCUUCUUCCUCUGUGGUUUCCCUUGUGCUGCUUUAUCCAUUUGUCAUCCCUCUAUCUGAGGCUAUGAGAGGAAGAAAGGAGACCCAGCUCAAACCAUCAUGCCAGAGUUGAGCAUAGAGGAUGGCAGUUGGGCUGGCAAUGUUCAAGGGACUGCGUCUUCACUUCACUGCCAUGCUUGUCAGCCUCGGCCUCUCUCCCUCCUUCCGCCGUACCCUCUCCUCGCUCUCCGUCUCCCCUUCACCUUCCAGACUUCCUCUUUGCUCCUUUGUGCUCAUCCUGUUGCUGCUCCUCUUCCCAGUUUGCGAGUCACGGCGGGGCGGUGGGGGCAUGCCUGGGGGAGUGGCCACUGGCAACAUCAUUGGGCCUCCUCACUACUCUCCACCAAAUCCGGUGGCAUCAGUUCCCAAGUUGGCACAGGGCCUUAGCAUUGCUGUGGUCCUUGUGGGCAACUCGAGUGAGGUGGCACUGGCUGAGGGCUUAGAGAAGGAGGACUUCCUGCACGUACCCCUGGCACCCAAGCUCGACCUGGUCACAAUGAAUGAGACAGACCCAAAGAGCAUUAUCACUCGCAUAUGUGCACUCAUGUCUCGCCACUGGCUCCAGGGCGUUGUGUUUGGAGAUGACUCCGACCACGAGGCCAUUGCCCAGAUCCUUGACUUCAUCUCCGCACAGACCCACAUCCCCAUCCUGGGCAUUCGUGGAGGCUCCUCCAUGAUCAUGGCUGCCAAGGAUGACAACUCCAUGUUCUUCCAGUUUGGUCCGUCUAUUGAGCAGCAGGCGUCCGUCAUGCUCAACAUUAUGGAGGAGUACGACUGGUACAUCUUUUCCAUCGUCACUACCUACUACCCAGGGUACCAGGACUUUGUCAACAGGAUUCGGAGUACCAUAGAUAAUAGCUUUGUGGGAUGGGAACUGGAGGAGGUGUUGCUGCUUGAUAUGUCAGUGGACGAUGGCGACUCAAAAAUUCAGAACCAGCUGAAGAAGCUCCAGAGCCCUGUUAUCCUGCUCUACUGCACUAAAGAAGAGGCCGCCACCAUUUUUGAGGUGGCACAUUCAGUUGGCCUCACUGGAUACGGGUACACCUGGAUUGUACCAGCGCUGGUAGCGGGAGACGCUGACAACGUGCCCAAUGUCUUUCCUACAGGUCUCAUCUCGGUAUCUUAUGAUGAGUGGGAUUAUGGACUGGAGGCGCGUGUGCGUGAUGCUGUGGCAAUCAUUGCCAUGGCAACCUCCACCAUGAUGCUGGACCGCGGCCCCCACACACUGUUGAAGUCAGGUUGCCACGGUGCACCUGAAAAGAAAGGCCCCAAGGGGGGGAAUCCCAAUGAAGUUCUGAGAUACCUCAUGAAUGUGACAUUUGAGGGGCGCAAUCUUUCCUUCAGCGAGGAUGGCUACCAGAUGCACCCAAAGCUGGUUAUUAUUUUGCUGGAUAAGGAGAGACAGUGGGACAGGGUGGGUAAGUGGGAGAAUGGCUCACUGACCAUGAAGUACCAUGUGUGGCCACGCUUUGAGCUAUAUUCAGACGCAGAAGAAAGGGAUGACGACCACCUGUCUAUUGUCACACUGGAGGAGGCCCCGUUUGUCAUUGUGGAGGAUGUGGACCCCCUCAGUGGCACCUGCAUGAGAAACACGGUUCCCUGCCGGAAACAGCUCAAAACCCAAAACCAAACAGGAGAUUCAGGGAUCUAUAUCAAGCGCUGCUGCAAGGGCUUCUGCAUAGACAUCCUCAAAAAGAUCGCUAAAUCUGUGAAGUUCACCUACGACCUCUACCUAGUGACCAACGGGAAACACGGCAAGAAGAUCAAUGGCACAUGGAAUGGCAUGGUGGGCGAGGUGGUGUUUAAGAACGCUCACAUGGCAGUGGGCUCUCUGACCAUCAACGAGGAGAGGUCAGAAGUCAUUGACUUCUCUGUCCCUUUCAUAGAGACAGGCAUUAGUGUUAUGGUCUCACGUAGCAAUGGCACCGUGUCUCCUUCUGCCUUUCUAGAGCCUUUCAGUGCUGAUGUGUGGGUGAUGAUGUUUGUGAUGCUGCUGAUCGUAUCUGCUGUGGCCGUCUUUGUCUUUGAGUACUUCAGUCCAGUUGGCUAUAACCGCUGUCUGGCAGAUGGACGAGAGCCAGGUGGUCCCUCAUUCACAAUUGGAAAGGCCAUAUGGCUGCUCUGGGGUCUAGUCUUCAACAACUCUGUGCCUGUACAAAACCCCAAAGGCACCACCAGUAAGAUAAUGGUAUCAGUGUGGGCCUUCUUUGCUGUCAUCUUCCUGGCCAGUUACACUGCCAACCUGGCUGCCUUCAUGAUCCAAGAGGAGUACGUUGACCAGGUGUCUGGCCUCAGCGAUAAAAAGUUCCAACGGCCGAAUGACUUUUCUCCACCGUUCCGUUUUGGCACGGUUCCUAAUGGCAGCACGGAAAGGAACAUUAGGAACAACUACAAAGAGAUGCACAGCUACAUGACCAGCUUCCACCAGAAAAAUGUAGACGAGGCCCUGCACAGUUUAAAAACAGGAAAAUUGGAUGCAUUUAUCUAUGACGCCGCAGUGCUGAACUACAUGGCGGGCAGAGAUGAGGGCUGCAAGCUUGUGACAAUCGGUAGUGGUUAUAUCUUCGCUACCACAGGCUACGGCAUCGCCAUCCAGAAAGAUUCUGGCUGGAAAAGACCUGUAGACCUUGCUAUUCUGCAGUUGUUUGGAGAUGGUGAGAUGGAGGAGCUGGAGGCACUGUGGUUGACUGGGAUUUGCCACAACGAGAAGAACGAGGUGAUGAGCAGCCAGCUGGACGUUGACAACAUGGCCGGCGUCUUCUACAUGUUGGGGGCAGCCAUGGCACUGUCACUCAUCACCUUCAUAGCUGAGCACCUGUUCUACUGGCAGCUACGCUUUUGCUUCAUGGGCGUGUGUUCGGGCAAGCCUGGUGUCACCUUCUCCAUUAGCAGGGGCAUCUAUAGCUGCAUCCAUGGUGUUCAGAUCGAGGAGAACAAAUCAGGCCUCAACUCUCCGUCUGCCACUAUGAACAUGAACAUGAACAACACCCACUCUAACAUCCUUCGCUUGCUGCGCACCGCCAAAAACAUGACCUCUGUGCCUGGGGUCAAUGGCUCCCCCCUCAGUGCCCUGGACUAUGGCCACCGUGAAUCAGCUGUCUAUGACAUUAGUGAGCAUCGACGCAGUCUGGCAGGCCACAGUGACUGCAAGCCCCCACCUCCAUAUCUGCCAGAAGAUAAUAUGUUCAGCGACUAUGUGAGUGAUGUGGAGAGGACUUUUGGAAACAUGCACCUGAAGGACAGUAACCUGUACCAGGAUCAUUACCUGCACCACCAUGGGGGCACGGGAUCCGGACUGGCUCUGGGUAUGUCGGGUCCCUUGCCUAACCGACCUCGUAGCUUAGGCAGUGCCAGCUCAUUGGAGGGAGGGAUGUAUGAUUGUGACAGUUUAGGGGGAGGGGUAGCACCUAUUUUCACUACCCAGCCCCGCCAAUCGCUGACCCACAGGAACAGGGAAAAGUUUGACCUGAUUGCAGGUCAUCCCACCCAAUCGAGCUUCAAGUCUGGCCUGCCUGAUCUAUAUGGGAAGUUUUCCUUCAAGGGUGGGGCGUCCAGUUCAGGGUUUAUUGCGGGACAUGACAGGUACUGUGGGGGAGGAGGGGCAGGCUCGGGAGGGGACGACGGAAACAUCCGUUCUGAUGUUUCAGAUAUUUCCACUCACACAGUGACCUAUGGAAAUCUCGAAGGCAAUGCUAAGCGCCGCAAGCAGUACAGAGACAGCCUGAAAAAAAGGCCAGCAUCUGCCAAGUCACGUCGGGAGCAGGAUGAAAUUGAGCUGGGCUUUCGGAGGCGCACCCACCAUACCAUCCACCACCACCACCACCAUCAUCCUGUUACACAAGGGCACCGUUCAGCAACCCCACCUGUGGAACGCAAGAGCCUGAGAGGGGGCAACUCCUCAUAUGUGUUCCGUGACAAAGAUAACAUGAGGGACUUCUACAUUGACCAGUUUCGAUCCAAAGAAGGGGCAUCUCAAUGGGAGCACUUGGAUUUGAGUGAUGCCCCCGGAAUGGGUGGCGGAGGGGGUCUGGGUGGGGGCGGAUGUGGCGGCAUAGUCAGCAGUGGUGGUGGCGGGGGAGCGUGCACUAGUUUGGUUCCUGUGGACGAUUUCUUGAAAGGUAAAUCCAAGAAGACAGAAUGUAAGGGUGGAGUGGGAGGAUCUCCUGGGCAGCAGGGCCAUGCAUGCUGGGAAAAGAACAUUGGAGGGGUGGGAGGUUUGGCCGGAGGGGAUUGGGAAUGCCGUAACUGCCAUAGUGGAGGCAACAAACCCAUUUGCAUGCAUGGGGGAGGAGGGGGUGUAGGGGGAUCAAGUGGAGGAGGUGGGGGUAGUGGACAAGCUUCCAGCCGGCCAAGCUCAGCCACUUGCAAGCGAUGUGAUUCAUGCAAGAAGCCAGGCAACUUGUAUGACAUCAGUGAGGACAACCACCUUCUCCUGGAUCAGAUAGGGGGCAAGUUUCCCCUGGAAGGUGGAAAGGGAGGUGGUGGAGGUGGAGGGGCCCAAACCCAGGUGCAGAGGCGCAAGUUUGGCCCAGGGGGCAGGGUGUUGCGUAGACAGCAUUCCUAUGACACAUUCGUAGACCUGCAGAAAGAAGGGGCGAAUAGGAUGGGAAGCUCUGGAGGGUUUGGAGGAGCAUCUAUGCUUCCUCAACCCCGUAGUGUGAGUCUGAAAGAAAAAGAUCGCUACACGGAAGGUGCCAGCCCAUAUGCCCAGAUGUUUGAGAGGUAUAUGGGAGGGGAGAGGGAUACUACAUUUUUUAGUGCCGGGGACCAAGGGAAGGGAGGUGGAUCCUCGUUUAACUUGUUCCGUGGGGGUGAGGGUGGGUUGCACCGUCGCUCAGUAGGCGAAAGAGACAUGAGGGACAGGGAUAGAGGCAUGAUGGGAGGAGGUAUGGGAGGUACCCGAGGGGUUGGGACUUACUCCUUGUCUAAAUCUCUCUACCCAGAUAAGGUGAACCAGAACCCAUUCAUCCCAACCUUCGGCGAUGACCAGUGCCUAUUACAUGGCGCCAAAUCGUACUACAUCAAAAAGCAGCAGGCACAGCCGCAGCAGCAACAGACGCAACAGCAGCAACAGCUCCUCAACAACAACAACCGGGCAGACUUCCGUGGCUCCAUGGGGGUGACUUCUUAUUUGCCAGCCUCUGCCUCUGCUGGCGUUUUAUCCAACGUGGGACCUCGUUUUCCCAAGGAGCUGUGCCUGGGUGGGCCACUAAGCAACCACCAUGGAGGGGCACCAGGCAACAACAAGCUGCUGUCAGCAAGGGAAGGGUUAGGAAUGGGGCAAGCACAGAGACCUUUCAAUGGCUCAAGUAAUGGACAUGUAUACGAGAAGCUCUCCAGCAUUGAAUCUGAUGUCUGAUGAUUAUGUUGAGUAAGAGACAGAGGCAGAAAAAGAGAAAAUAGAAAGAAACAAAUGGAAAAUCAAAGGCAAGAGGCACCAGAUUAAGGUAAUGACCAACUGAUCAUGUCUACUUUGUCUACUAAUUUCACAUUCAAAACCAAGAAAGCAAGCAAGAUGAACUUAUCUAAUCUUGAUACAGGUGGACAAUGCACUGUUGGAGCCCUGUAAAUAGAGAGAAAGGACCUGUUCACAAGACAAAAGCUCAGACCAGAUAGUGACAACCUCAGUAUCUCCCUCUAUUUUAUCCUCUCCUCUUUUUAUUAUCCCUUCUGUUUUUCUGCUUCUCAUACCAAAACACAAUGUCCGAUCCAGUACACAGACCUGUGUCGUGAAAAGAGAAAUCAAUUAUAAUCUAGAAACAACAGGGUAAACCUUACAAUAAUUGUAUUAAUCAUGUUAACAAUAAUAUUAUUGGAUAUGAUUAUGUUCAUUUCGGGAUUGAUUUCUGUAUGUUAUAUGCGGUAAUAUCUUUGUACUCUGUUUACUAUUCUUUGUUAGCAUACUACUUUGCAUAGAAUACUUAUUUCAUCAUGGGUUGUCAUUUGAUCCUAUUUGUUGACUGAGCUUGCAUUGUCUUACAUCAUCAUGCCGUUUUGCCCUGAUCUGGAACUCCAGGAUCGCCAGGGACAAUGCCAAGCUGGGAAAAAUGUAGACAAACUUGUUUUCCUUUCAGCUUUAUUUACUAUUAAUUAUUCAUAUUUAUUUCAUUUAUUGAGUGCUCUAAUAUUAUACAUAAAAGGCAUGAUUUGCAAGGUACUUCAAUUGUACUCAAGAUAUUGUGCUAAAGGACAAUUAUUAUGAUCUCUUUUUAUGGCUUUACAUUUUUUUUAUAGUUUUGCAAUUAUUGUCAGUAGAACGUUGGUUUAGUAUACAGCACAUUACGUGCCUUAGCAGAAGUCCCAGAAUUCUAAUUAUACAGGUCAUGUUGCUAUGACAGCUUUCUGGUCACUGCACACAGAUUGGUCACUGGAUGAGUAUUCAUGAUUUCGGGUCAUUACUUAUGAUAAAUGCAACUGAUAAGGAAGUGUAAUGUCCAAUUACGUGCAGAGACAUAACACAAUCAUAAAUUGGAUGAUUGUGCUGCACAGAUGUAAUUUAGAAUUAUUGUUUUCCAAAAUUUGUUUUGAACUGAAUUUGCACAGCUCUUCAUGAAACCUGAUCAAAUGUUUUAUUUAACGCAUUUAUUAGAUGUAAGAAUCAGACAGGAGAAAUACAUGUCUUUAGUAUUUUAAUUGAGCUGCAGGGUGUUAAAAUCAAAUAUUGGCCUUCAAUUAACUUUAAAUAACUUCAAUUAAUUCAUGAAUUUUCCGUCUUUGGUUUACCUUUUUUCUCUUUCUUUUUUGUGCACCAUUAGCCAAGAAUGAUAUGGGUGUUACAGGAUAUUAUGAAAGAGCUUUUCCUUGGCAUCUGCUUGUAUUUUAUAAGUGUAAAUAUUCCUUUUUCCACAGUGUACAGUGAGGAUACAGCAGAGAUAUAACAUUAGAAAGAUGUUUUACUAAAUUAGAUAUGAAAUUAGAUUUUUCUCAACAAUUCAAAUUGUCCAAAAAAAUGCAUAAAAUAUCAUAAAGAAUGUACAAGUCCUGUCACCCUGUCCAUCUCUGGGAGGCAACAUUUAUAUAUAUAUAUAUAUAUAUAUAUAUAUAUAUAUAUAUAUAUAUAUAUAUAUAUAUAUAUAUAUAUGUUUGCUUUUAUUUUUUAUUUGUCAAAUAAAUAUGUUGCAGUAAAAUAUAGUAAUCAAAUGAAACAUUAUAUAAUUAAUCAUUUAUAUAUAUUAGUCCAAUGACACUUGUACAACCAAGAACUGGGUUAUUUUGUUUUCUGUUACAAGGAAAAAAUACACUUGGGAAAAUUUAGUUGUAUAAUUACUAACCUGUGCCAUAUUUACUUUUUACUUCCACCAAUGAACAUGUUACAUUGCUGGUAGUCCCAGACAUCCAAUUAUUUUAAAAUAUACCUAUAAAGAUCGAUAUGAGUUUGUUUUUGUGUGUGAAAUAUACAUUUUCUUUAUUCACAUUUUAUAAACAUACUCAGCCAAACAGAUCUCCAAUUCAAGCACAAUGUUUAUAUCAGUAAUUGCUGUGUAAAUAUCUAUUUUGUGGACUUUAAGAAAAUACCACUUUUAUCGCCACACCUUAUUGAUUUUUUUGCUAAGUGUGUGAGAGUUUGUGAAACCGUGAGUACAUUGUGAGAUACAUGCAUGCAUCUUUCUUUCUAUUUUGCAUUCCAGCUUUUUAAAUUAUGUAUAAUUCAAAUACCACGUUCUGUGUUUUUCUUUUUCAUGUAAAGAAACGUGUGUUUAUUUUGCUUAAUUUGUACCAGUUAGUGCCACACAGAAUUCAGACUGUACGGUCUGGCAUGACGGGCGGAUACACUAAUGAGAAUGGACAUUAUGGAAUAUAGAUAUGAAAAAACUUGAUAGAUGUAAAACAGAAAGCAUUAUCAUGUCUUCAGUCAUCUGAUUUAUUGUGUGGGGUUUUAACUUGAGAAGUUUAUUUUCGUUCUUGUGUUUAUAGGGCUAAUUUUUUUCACUGUAAGGAAAUUAAAUCUUAACCUAUCAUUGCAAAAAAAAAUUGCAUGUUUGACCCUUAGCAAAAUGUGAUUUUUAUUUUAUACAGUCUUUUUAUCUGAUUGAUUCCUUCAAUUGAGUAUGUUCCUUAAAUGACAGAUAUUUUGCAGGUUUGGUGUAAAAUUAUGCAGUGUGGCCACUUCUUCUGUCACUCUUGAUGUUUUAUGUGGGAUGGAUAUUUGAGAACAGGACAGAGAAAAUCUGUGUAAGUGGGUGAGAGUGAAACAGACCGUUUCUCAGAAAGGAAGUCACACAGGCUAACUCCUAAGCUAUGGGGAUAGCAGUCCUAAGGAAUUCAAUGAAUUAGCUGUUCAAAUUCCUUAUUUUUGCACGAAAUUGAGCUGGCAAGGAACAGGGUUCGCCUUUGCUCUUCCUCAGAAACAGCUGCCGUUCUUCCUGUAACGUAGCCUAUAGUUUGGACUCACACCAAUUCACUGGAGGCUCUGUGAUAGCAGAGUUGUUCACUGCAUGUAGGUGGAGAUCACAAGAGACUAUGGCAGGAGUGUACACAUGAGAGAGUGAAAGAUAGUAGCCUACAUUUCAUUUUUGCACUCUGUUAUCAUUUUUACUCAUGUAUAUGAUUCUUGGGAGUUGACUGUUGCACACAGAGAGUGCAACAUUGUUAUUGAGCAUAGGCUUAUCAGUUCCUGUUUUCCAUUUGCUCCUCAAAUCCCUUCUCUGCUAUUGUAUGUCACAGGUAUUUGUAGAAUACAUGUGCCUGAACUCAUGCUUGAUUACCUCUGUGUGUGGGUAUGUGUGAGACACACUGCACAUACAUUGAAGUUCUGCUGUAAAUAAAUAAGUCCCCUUUUCCAUAAUUUUUAAUAUAUGGAGAUAAUAAGAUGGGGUAAUUUGGCAUAGUCUUUUGUUAGGAAGGUUUUAUAACCACCAUCUAAGAUAUAGAAAAAUCAUGUGACCAAGGGUAGACCCAACAUUGCAAGGAUAAAACAUGCGCCUUUGUUGUCUUUCAUAUGAAGUGAUAUUUCUAAUUAUCUUUUUUUCUUUGUUUAUUUUUUGGACACUUACUUUAAAUGUUACUAACAAAUUACAAAUGUACAGAUUGUGUAAAUAUGACCAAAUGGUUUCUCUUAAUCCAUUUUUUGUAUAGAGAGAGAUUACCUGUGUUUAAGAUUACAAUAAUAAUUUAACAGGAAAUUUCACAAUACUUAAGAUAUUGAGAAUACAGACACAGUAUGUGUGAAAUAUAAGUGCUAAGAUAUAUUCUUCUGUCUCUUUGUAUAAAACAGUGUUGACAGUAAAUAAAAGGGAGAAAUCCCACA
Silurus meridionalis is the source of this 11705-nucleotide messenger RNA. RefSeq names its product glutamate receptor, ionotropic, N-methyl D-aspartate 2B, genome duplicate b (gene grin2bb). Lineage: Eukaryota; Metazoa; Chordata; Actinopteri; Siluriformes; Siluridae. Gene Ontology annotation, molecular function: NMDA glutamate receptor activity; transmitter-gated monoatomic ion channel activity involved in regulation of postsynaptic membrane potential. The transcript is spliced from 16 exons. Gene Ontology annotation, cellular component: postsynaptic membrane; postsynaptic density membrane; NMDA selective glutamate receptor complex. The coding region runs from base 2541 to 7817 and encodes 1758 amino acids. The record is from RefSeq and is a predicted model, not a curated record. Gene Ontology annotation, biological process: synaptic transmission, glutamatergic; excitatory postsynaptic potential; monoatomic ion transport.